Messenger RNA from Alternaria infectoria, 828 nucleotides. RefSeq lists its product as uncharacterized. The record is from RefSeq and is a predicted model, not a curated record. NCBI's taxonomy places the organism in Eukaryota, Fungi, Ascomycota, Dothideomycetes, Pleosporales, Pleosporaceae. The coding region runs from base 1 to 828 and encodes 275 amino acids. The transcript has 2 exons.
AUGCGCGUUAUCAUCCGCAACUCUGGUCGAUUCACGAUGGCAGAUGACCAUGGGUUCCGCUUCCUGGAUCUACCCAAGGACAUCCGCCUGGAAAUAUACGACCUUUUCCCUGCCGAAACCCGUCGCUACACGGUGCAAGCACGUACGCCAGGCAUCACACCCUUCACCCUGGUCUUCGAACGCAUCCCGUGCAUGGCCCUACUCACCACCUGUCGCCAAAUAUUCCACGAAGUCUCUGCCAUCAUGGGGUCAAGAUUAGAGGGCCAGCCACUUCGUAUCUUCGCCGCUGUGAGAGACUUGAGUAACACCGUCGUCAAGGUAUUAUCGUAUUAUACUGCACCCCAAUCUCAACAAAAGUUCCUGGAAAUACGUGUCAAGCGCUAUAGUCCUAGUCGCGAAACCGGCCCCGACGAUCAGGAUGUGCCCGAAUAUCCGCCUCAGGCUCUAUAUCACAAUAUAAGGGCAACUGGCUCGAAGCUAGAAGUCGAGAUAGCUCUUGAGCUUGGCGAUGUAUUCACAUCAUCUCCAUGGUACUUCCAGCUCACCAGAGAUUAUAUUCGCAUAUUCCAUGAGAGGAUUAUGGGUAUGGGAAAGUCGCAGUGGUACCACCGCCACGACCCCGUCAAUAUCACAAUCCGGCCCAAGCCGACAGCAGAUAUGAGCGAGAAAACAAUCAGCGAUUGUAAAGUAUUCGAAUUCGAGGAAUACCAAAGAGACUUUGGGCUUGGGAAGAUGUGGACUUGUCAGUUCGGUGAGUGCAUGACGGAGAGGGAGUGGCAACGCAACUGGGAGGAAGGCAAGCACUUCAGAAAAUUGAAGCGUAUCUAG